This is a messenger RNA of Pipra filicauda (Wire-tailed manakin), 6325 nucleotides long. It is a transcript of the gene GABRP, whose product is annotated as gamma-aminobutyric acid type A receptor subunit pi. NCBI's taxonomy places the organism in Eukaryota, Metazoa, Chordata, Aves, Passeriformes, Pipridae. The coding region runs from base 3309 to 4646 and encodes 445 amino acids. The record is from RefSeq and is a predicted model, not a curated record. Gene Ontology annotation, biological process: nervous system process; monoatomic ion transmembrane transport; signal transduction. The transcript is spliced from 9 exons. Gene Ontology annotation, cellular component: GABA-A receptor complex; membrane; neuron projection. Gene Ontology annotation, molecular function: GABA-A receptor activity; neurotransmitter receptor activity; extracellular ligand-gated monoatomic ion channel activity.
CUCUUCUAGACAAACAAAUAUUUUGAGCUGGAAGUGACGUUUUGGCAAAGCCAGGGAAGUCUGAUUCCAGAGUGUGUGAUGCUUUGUGCCUCCCCCAUCAUUUUGUAACUUUAUGUGGCAAUUAUUACGUUCAUGUCAGUGGCCAAAGGAAGCUCAGCACAGGGCAGGGCAGGGCAGGGCAGCCACCAGGCAGCCAGGGCCGUGCUGCUGCCAAUGUUUGGCACAGCCAAACAAUGCCCAGCUCCACGUCUGGGGUGAAAACAAGUGUCCCCAAGUGAUGGCUGACAAACCUUGUCCUGGGUAUCAAAGCACUUGUGAAAACACUCCAGUGAAAGUGGUUGCCUGACAUUUCUGGCUGUGGUCUCACUGGUUUGGUUCAGGCAGCCUGCGUUUCGGGAGCGAGGGUGUCCCGGGGGCUGCAGGGCUGUGCUGAGGGACAGGCUGUCCAUGGACUGCCCAUCCCCUCUGUGCCUGUGACCCCUGCCCAUGGCACACACAGCCUGGGGGUUCCCUGCACAGCUUUCACUCCCAAUGAAAUAAUUUCCCUACGAGGGAAAUAGAACAGACAAAUUGUGCCUGAGUUCAGCAUGAAAAUCUUAACAUUUUGUAAUAAAUAAAGGCAUCACCUAAAUGGUCAAAUUAAAUGCAAUCUGGUUUUAUUUCAGUAUUUGUUUUCUCUAUCUCCCCCAUCCAGGCUUUACUCUGAGACGCACGCUGCCUGUGCUGCACAUUCUGCAAUCAGAGCAAUCUGGCUCCACUAACGUUUGACCUUGCGAAUUAUGCUCUCAAGCCUAGUAAACAGCUCAUAUGGGUUUGGUUUUCGGGAUGGUAUUUUAGCUUCUCGUAAAUGCUCCCUUUGCCUGGCACUGGGAUGUCACCAGCCAGUGGAAAAUCGGAGAAUAUGCCAAUGUGCUGCUCUGUGCAGGGACAGGGAUGGCAGGUAGGAGGUGAGGCAGGGCUCCCUGGACAGGCCCUUACGGCUCUGAAGGAGCUGCCACUGUGGGUUACGCUGGCAGUAGGGCACGGGAGCCUGGGGAGCACUUCAGGCCCCAUCAGGUGAGCGUGCACAUCUCUCUUACUUCACACCCCAUUCUCGAUAAACAGAAUUAUUGAUGCUGCUAGUGAUUUUGAAUUUUUCUUCCUUUUUUUGUUUUCACUCCUACCACCCCUUCAAAGACAGAGGAAUAGAGCAGGAUUAAGGAAGCACAGUCUGAGGUGUAGUGGUAGAUGCAUACUGCUGCUGUUCGGUGGUGUAACGAAGCUUUGUUUCAGGAAAUUCUCUAGAAGCAGACACAGGCUUCCACAGAGGACUCUAACUGGAUCUAGUUUGCUUCAAAACUUGCCUCUUUGCACGAUUUUCACAGCCAUUAGGGAGAACACAGAGCUGAGUGGGCAAGUUAUUAUACUCUCAGGGUUUUCAUUCUAAGUCUACAUAAUGAUUGACUAUUCUAUAACUUUGGCAUUGGAAGCAGCCUUGGCACCAGUAGUACUGGUACUGCCUUCACGAGUACUGCUCUUCUGUAUUGCCUGGGCCAUGCUUUCACUGGCCAGACACAAAUGUCUAGAUUAAACUGUGCUUAAAGGUAUGUUUUUCUAUUAGAAUUAAAUCCUUUAUUGGACAGAGAGAGACAUAAAUACACAAUACGAUUUUAAUUUCUUCACAGUAUAUUGUACUGGUAAUCUCUGAUGAAAUCUCCUGUCCUAUAAAAGCCGAAUUGCCAUUGUAUUAACCAAUACACUGCGUAGUGAAGAAAUGCUGUGGUUCUAUUCAGUUCUAGACACUGAUGUCACUUUUUUCUUGCCCAGGAGCACUUUGGCAUGCCCAGUAUUUAGCUCUCUUCAGUACCUACAGAUCUCCCUUUCCCUGCCUCAUAGUCUUUGAUGUAUUUAUUAUCUUUACCAUCAUCCUAUGCAAAACAGGUGGUCAUGAGGGAUGCUCAUGAGGGGUUCCUCCGCUGAAGGUCAUGAAUUCUCAUGCUUUCAACUAAAGUCUAAUUUGUAAAAUUAACUUCUUUCUAGAAAUUCUUCUUUAAACUACCUGGACUAAUCCUCCCUCUUUUCCAUCAAAAUUGUGAUCUGACAUUGCUGCGAGUGGGUAAAUAAUUCUCUCUCUAGCCCUGCAUCAUCACAUUAUAAUGAGGAGCACUCGAUAGCAUCUGGAAACACCUGAAUACCAUGUUCAAAGAAUGGCCUAAAAGUGCAAAGCCUUGUUAGGAAUUCAGAUGUUGGACAAGUAUUAGAGCGUAUUUUGUUUGUUUUGAAAAAACAUCCUUUCUCUACUGAGAUGCCCUGCAUUUGUGGUGCUUGAAUGUUCAGGGGGUUUUACUGGCUCUGUAUGGUCAAUGUUGUUAUUGUCUGGAGCUCAGCUGUCCUGUGACACAGCACCAGAGCCAUGCCUCCAGCUGAGGAGACAGUGUCCUCUGGGCUGUGGAGAGUUACCACAGGAAGAAUCUAACCCAAGCAGAAAAUUCCUGAUAUUUGGGUUAUUACAGAGCAGCCAGGUUGGAAGCUGAGGCCCUAAUUGCCCUAUGUAAUGAGAGAGGCCCUGAAAGAAAGGUGUGUGAUUGGAGCAGCACUUCAAGCUGGGAGCAAAAAAUCACAGUGGAGCAGUGCACAGCUCAGAGCUGCCCACUGUGGCACCUGCUCCAAGGCCAGCAUGAGCCCAUGGAAUCUCGGGCCAAAAGCCAAGACUUGGUUCCACUCCCAGAAAAGUCAACGAAACCCAUUUAAAGUGAAAUGAUUUCAUGCUGUACUGCAGGCUGAGUGACUUGGCAGCAUUACUGUUAAUAGCGUGGUACAUCCCAGGUACAAGUUAAUGAAGCACAGAGUUACAGCACUUCUGUGUAGCUGGUUAGUGGAGCCUGGGACUAAAACAUACUGAAACUGUCAUCUGUGGGCAGGAUUUCACCUGGCUUUCAGAGUCUGACUGCUCUGGGAACUACCCCAACAUUUUCCUACUUAAUAAAUCCCUUCCCAUGGUGCCAUUCUCAACAUCAUCUAAUGGCCAUCCCAUACUGAUAGAAGAGGAGCUAAAAUUUAUCAAGGAAUUCAGGACCUGAGUUGUCACCAGGGUGUUUUAUGUGGGAAGUGUUAAGACAGAAUGUGCUGAAGCCAGACACUAGCCAGGAAGAAGGGCAGGAACCACUGUGUAUCAGGAAUGUUAAACAUCACACAGUGAUGGUUCUGACAGUGCAGCAUUUCUUUUCCCUGUCCCCUUCCCUUAAAAUAGUUUUUCUUAAAUCACAAAACUUUGCCUUUCUUUUCUGCUUCACAGACAAGCAGAGCAACUACAGAAACAAUCUCCAGAGAUGUUCUGCAAAUAUUUUUCCUUCUUCAGUCUGUGUCUUUUCCUUCCAACCCAAAGGAGGUGCUCCCUGGGUCACGUAUCCAGCUUGCACAGCAGCGACACAACAUCCCUUCCUGGAUUUGAGAACCUCACCAUGGGAUACAACAAAUACCUCCGGCCCUACUUUGGUGGAGAACCUGUUCAAAUUGCAAUGAGUCUGGACAUUGCAAGUAUUUCCAGUAUAUCCGAGAGCAACAUGGAUUACACAGCUACCAUAUCCCUGCGGCAGCGCUGGACAGACCCCCGGCUGGUCUUCCACGGCAACAGGAGCUUCACGCUGGAUGCUCGCCUGGCAGAGCUGCUCUGGGUGCCAGACACCUACAUCGUGGAGUCCAAAAGGUCCUUCCUGCACGACGUCACCGUGGGCAACCGUCUCAUCAGGCUGUUCUCUAAUGGCACCAUCUUGUAUGCCUUGAGAAUCACUACUACUGUUGCCUGUAACAUGGACCUGUCAAAAUAUCCUAUGGACACACAAACAUGCAGACUGCAGCUAGAAAGCUGGGGCUAUGAUGAAAACGAUGUCACCUUCACAUGGCUGAGAGGAAACGACUCUGUCCAUGGCAUGGAGCAGCUGCGGCUCUCCCAGUACACGGUGGAGCGUUACUACACCCUGGUCUCCAAGUCACAGCAGGAGACAGGCAGUUACCCACGUCUGAUAUUACAGUUUGAGCUAAGAAGAAAUGUACUUUACUUCAUUUUGGAGACCUAUGUGCCCUCCACUCUGCUCGUCAUGUUGUCCUGGGUUUCUUUUUGGAUCACAUUGGACUCAGUGCCUGCAAGAACCUGCAUUGGAGUUACAACAGUGCUUUCCAUGACAACUCUGAUGAUCGGCUCACGAAGUUCACUUUCAAAAACCAACUGUUUCAUUAAGGCCAUUGAUGUUUAUCUUGGCAUCUGCUUCAGCUUCAUCUUUGGUGCCCUUGUGGAAUAUGCAGUGGCUCACUACAGCUCAUCACAAAAGUGUGCAGCUAAAGUACCUCAAGAGGGGCCGGCAAAUAAGAUCACUAAAGAAAUGGAAGAUGUCAACAUCACUAAUAUCCUCAACAAUUCCAUCACCAGCUAUAAACAGAAAAUCAGCUUCACAAGCAUUGAAAUUUCCAGUGAUAAUGUUAACUGCAGUGAUUUGACUAUGAAAAGCCAUGAGAAAAUCAAAUGUGUCUUGAGAAACAAAAUGCACAGGAUUAUUGGUUAUUUCACAAUUCAGAACCCUGGCAAUGUGGACCACUACUCCAAAUUGCUUUUCCCUUUGUUUUUCAUGCUGGUCAAUGUGUUUUAUUGGGCUUAUUAUCUAUAUUUUUAGUAGAAGUUAGUUGCUUCAUCCUCCUACUUCAGCAGGAAAGGAAUUGAGCCAAUGGGUAUCCAGGUAUCUAACAUCGAUGAAUUCAAUGUGGACAAAAUGCUUGUGUCCUCAGGUACCCAGCAGAAGAGUGUGUGAGGUGUUCAAGAUGCAACACUGACUCUGGACAGCAGCCUGUUCAGCUGAGUGGCUGUGCUGGGCCCUGUCACUCGUACCUGUGUUUCCUUCCAGCAUCUCACCUGCUGGAGAUGGGUGUGCAGGACUGCACGAAGCAGAGCACUACAGGUGGCAAAAUUGUUUUGGUAGCCUGGAGCAGGUUAGAACCUUCAAGUUUAGAUCUCCAAGAGAGUGUAUAGGAUUAUACAAACAAAAACAAAGCUGUUAUUCUUUGUUUGCCAGAGAUAACAGAGGGACUGUGAUUGCUUCCUCAGUAGCUGCUCUGUUGCAGUGGGAGAAGCCGAGCACAGCAGCACUCUGUGCUCAGGAGCGUUCCUGUGCAUGGUGCUUCCUGGGGGCACGCGGUGCCAGGCCGGGGAUUUUGGUCCUGCUGGCUGUGGUGUGCCUCAGUGCUUUUAACGCCUGUCACUCAUUGAGGUAAUCCUCACUUGCUGAAGUUCUCCCUCCCUCAGACAGACAGAGGGCUUGCUGUUUGUAGUGAGCAAAAUUUUUUCAGAGAUUUGGGAACACAAAAUAGAGGCAGCAAAAUUGUUUGGUAACCCAUCUCUUAUACUCCUCCUGCUGUGCUGCUGUUGAACAGAUUCUACCACCUUCCAUGUCUUCCUCACACAUUAUUUUUCAUCCUGGAGAAUGCUUCCUUCAGCUCUCACUGUUAUAAGCAGCUCUCAUUUCUUGCCAGCCACAGGCUUGAGUGGUCCAUUUGUCAUCCCCUCUUUUAUGUGGCUGUGCAGCUGUGGCAAGUCAAUACUGCUGGGUGAAAAACACGUGUGGGCUGAGGGAGGGUAGUCUAAAUCACCCUUUCACUCUCUAUUUUAGCCUGGAAAAGUGCUACUUUUCUGCAGAAAUUCAGAUUCUAAGUGGGCUCUGGAAACUGCCCAAAGUCAUCUUUGUUUAUCCUGCAAUCAGCAGGACCCAGAGCUUUCUUUUAAAGAUAAAUUCAAUGUGGUGCACACACAGUUAUGUGCCAUUUGGUACUGUGCAGCUUAAGGCUACUGAAAGUCUUUAUUUCCUGGUUAUAAAAUUGACAUUUUAUGGCAGGUUUCUCCCCGACCUUUUUUGGUCUAUGCUACUUUUGUAACUGGGAGGGUGUAAUCCUGCAGUUAUGUGGGCAGGACUGGAAUUGCCUGCAAUGGCCGCCAUUCAGCACAGUUCUGACUGAGGCCUCUCAGCAGGCAGCUUAUAUUACAGUGUUUGCUUAGUGUAAGAAUCUCUUAUUGGGGAUUCCUCUACAAGGUGGGCAGAGCAUGCAAAACUAUAGAUUUUUUACUUUAAUAACUUUUUAUUGAACCACUUCAGUGUGCUAUAUUGUGAGGGAUCUAAACCUCAUAUUCAUAAAUCAUAGCUUUUACAAAAAGCAGCACGAGAAAACAAAGGGGAACAGACUGACAAUGGCAAGUGAAUAAACACAAACUCCAAUAAUGAAAUGUUGUCUUGUAUAUACCGGCAUUUAAAGUCCAUUCCAUAAAAUGUAAUAAAGUGAACGUUUGUGAUAUGAACACAACCCC